Molecule: messenger RNA, 1978 nt
Organism: Telopea speciosissima
Lineage: Eukaryota; Viridiplantae; Streptophyta; Magnoliopsida; Proteales; Proteaceae
Product: homeobox-DDT domain protein RLT1-like
Exons: 8
Coding region: 163-1830 (555 amino acids)
Molecular function (GO): DNA binding
Source: RefSeq, a predicted model, not a curated record
CUCUCUGUAUCUCUCUGUACAGAUUUAAGAGUUGGGUUGUAACGCCAGAAGGGUUAUGAAGAAUUCAGAACUGAGUUGUAACGCCAAAAGGGUUAUUGCAUUCCCCUAGUUUUAAUCUUCUAUGUAUGUCGUUUAGUCUUUGAAGCAAUUGAAGGGAGAGAUAUGCAGGAAACCCAGAAGAGAUCCCACCAAGAGAUGACGGGGGAAGCCCUAGAAAUUUCUCAGAUGGGAGAGUCCGGUGAUACUCAUUCUGAAGAGGAAAAAGCCCUUCCAGAGAAGAAUAAGAAAAGAAGGCUCAAAACACCAUCCCAAGUUGAGGCUUUAGAGAGAUUUUAUAAUGAACAUAAAUAUCCCUCAGAGUCAAUGAAGUCAGAACUUGCAGAAGAACUAGGAUUGUCAGAGAAACAGAUCUCUGGAUGGUUUUGCCACAGGAGGUUAAAGGAUAAAAAGUUAAGAGAGGAAGUAUGUGCCAAUGGAAGACAAGAUAUUUCAAGUGGUGUUAUACAGGAGCAUGGCAGUGGACUUAGGCAGGAUUCAUGCAGCAGCACCAAGCAAGGUGACUAUAGGCAUUUUGAUCCAAGGGAGGUGGAAAGUCGUAGCCUUUAUGGCCAGGAUUAUCCAGUAACAGACAUAACUUAUGAGAAUAGGGGUCAAUAUAUGCAUGCUGGACAUUACGGUACAGUGGGCAACACAUCUUCAGGAAGUAGCUCAGCUUCACAGGACAUGUUACUUCCUCUUAGUGGGGAUCGAUAUGAUAUGGAACCGUCAAGGUAUCAUUCUCGGAAUAGUAACAACAUGCCGAUGGAUCUGAGGGGUGUGCAGAACCCAGGAUAUAUGAGCGCAUCAGAAUAUUUGAACUUGCAGGAUGAGGUUGAACAUGCUCCUAUCACGGCCGUUAAGAGACAAUUGGGUAGGCAGUACCGGGAAGAUGGUCCACCACUCAGUGUUGAAUUUCAGCCUCUUCCUCCUGGUGCAUUUGAAUCACCAUUUAAGGAUCCACUCAAUGAUCCAUAUUAUGUUGGUGAUCCCAUCCAGCAGGAUUCUCACAGCAUCCCAAGAACCUCUAAUGCACAUGGAACUGACAUAAGAUAUGACAGAUACAAUUCCAACAGGCAUGCUCAAGGGCCAUCUCCAGAAGGAUCCCAACUUAGAAGAACCAUGUGGGAGUCUGAUCCCCGGGAUGAGUUCCCCAGCUUCCGACAGAAACAGAAGUCAUCCGUUACCAAUUACUGUAAUCAUGCCCCUGACUGGAAUUCUGCCUUGGAUGUUGAUGAAGAUUCUGCUGGGGAAACCUCUGGUUUUAACAGCAGGAGGAACCAUGGGACUAGGUCUAAGCAUGGUGUUGAAGGAAUGAGAUCAGAUUUUGCCACAGACCAACGUUUUCGCCUUUACAGUGGAAAAGGCAUCACAAGUGAAUCAUCGUAUCCUCAGUUGCAUAACUAUGAUAAUACCGGCCCUAAUGUGUUUCAAAGAAGGGAAUACUUCGAGUCUAAGCCUUCCAAUUUGGAACUGCUACGCCAUGAGUCUCUUGAUAAUGAGGACAGAAGAAACUCUAGGAUGGUUAAGUGUCCGGAUGAAAGGACCUAUGUAGAUAGGAGGAUGGGUAAUGAAUAUGGUAACCAGGUUCAAUUAAAGUUGCCACUGAAAAAUGAAAUGAGAAUGGCUAGGAGAAUCAGAGGGGAUGAAUUCUUGCCUCGGGAAAAUGUUUCGAAAACGCCAUCUCCACAGGCAUUGCUGCCAUGGACAAACCUGAUGAAAGGGUCUGCUGUGGAGACCCCAACCAGUUUCAGUGAAGACGAAACUGAGGGAACUAGUUCUUCCACCGGUUAGGAACAUUCAACAUGGGUGCUGGGAGUGAUUACAAACCUUGAGGGUUUUUCAAGACUAGAACCAAAGGGAGAACAUGAUUGGUGGGAAAAAGAAAGGUAAUUUAUGGGAUUGUGUCUUGAUGCAGUGGAAAACCAUAUGAUGUAGCCAA